This is a messenger RNA of Knipowitschia caucasica, 2754 nucleotides long. The record is from the annotation of a GenBank genome assembly. NCBI's taxonomy places the organism in Eukaryota, Metazoa, Chordata, Actinopteri, Gobiiformes, Gobiidae.
AUGACUUUUGUGUUGUAUCCCAGCUGUAGUUACCUCAGAGGAGAGAUCCAGGAGAGACACCGGUGUGUGCUGCAGAAAGUGCCUGAAGCCGACGCUAACAAGCUAUCGCAGAACAUGGAUCCUGAUCGGCAGAAACGAAGAGAAGAAAUCCAGAAGGCGAUGAGCUUCAUACAGUCCUCGUUACCUUUCCCUGAACCAGAAAACUACGAGGCGUUCCUGACCCAGCUGGUCUGUAAUUUACUGGACGAGGGAAACGCGUGCUUUCGUGACGGGGACUGUCGCCAGGCCUCGCAGCAGUACGGGGAGGGCAUCAGUGUGUCCCGCUAUGCCCACACUGAGGCACUGAUCAUCCCCCAUGAACUCCUGGAGGGGCUGUAUGUGAACAGAGCAGCAGCCUUUUACCAAACCAGGGAGUUUGAGCGCGGUGUUCAGGACUGCGACAGUGCUCUGUGUGUGUCUGAUGGAAGCCGCAGGGCUCUGUACCGGAAGGCCCUCUGUCUGCGAGAGUUAGGACAAUUGAGAGACGCCUAUGAAUGUGGAACCAAAUGUCUUCUCACUGCUCCACAUGACAGACAAGUAAGUGACUUGGCCCAGGAUUUAGCGACUAAAUUGGGAUUGAAAGGACGUAAAGCGUAUGUUAGUCCUCAAACAGAGUCUACUCCAUCAGAUGGAGAUGCGUCUCAGCCCACGGGAGAGAUGUCAGCGAAUGGUCUUGAAUCUCUGGGAGAUAUUGGAUCAGCAGACCUGUCCAGUGCACAGUGCAUCCCCGCACCUUUAGCCACUCCUAUCCCAGUCAGCGACGAGCCGGGCCCUGUGGUCACCUGCACCGAGCUGUCAGAGAGCAACAGUCAGAGUCUGGCGCCCAUGCAGUACUCUGUGCCUGUGUCCGAGCACACGGACGAGUGCAGCAACAGCAUCACUGAGAAGCUGGACGGCCUUUUGGACUGUAUGCCCAAGAAAGUCAGUGAGAAUCCUGUCCAAGGUGCAAUUCCUACCAACCUUCCCAACACCGCAGUGGGCCUCCGUCCUCCGUACUCCCCCGGCCUCUCCUCGCCCUCGCAGCAGCUGCCCUCCGCCUUUUUCGGCUCCUCCAUCAGCGACGUGCAGCCGCUGGAGCCUUACUCGCCUCUGGGACAGAGAGACCAGAGCUCAGCCCAGGUGCAGGACGCUUUGGGUCCUUUCUCCACCACUGCCACGGAUGGAGAAGGCAAUAAUGUUGGUUUGGAUUCGCUCUCUGAAUACACUCUCCCUGGAGGACGAGUGUGUCCAAGCUUUAUUCACGGCCUACGAAACCACAGCUCUGCACAUGCUAAUGGAGGAGGAACCAACCUGUCCCUUCUCUCCAGAAAUCCUCUGGCCGCCACACACGAGUUCCGACAAGCCUGCCACGCGUGUUACAGUCGAAUAGGACCACGUGUGAUGGACUACAAAUAUCAGCCUGAGGCCGCGCACCGCUGUAAGAGGGACGUGCUGCUGUGUCGCCUCCGGAACGCAGAGGACCCCAUGUGGAAGCGGAUCCGACCUCGACCUGCACGCAACAACUUCCUCGGUGCAUUCGUUCUUUGUAAAGAGGUGCAGGAGCGACAGGAGUGCCAGUACGGGGAGAACUGCACCUUCGCCUACUGUCAGGAGGAGAUCGAUGUGUGGACGCAGGAGAGGAAGGGCGCGCUGAGCAGAGAGCUUCUGUUCGACCCUCUGGGCAGCACCGAGCGGCGGGCCCUCAGUGUGACCCGCCUCCUGCAGCUGCACAUGGGCAUGUUCAUGUUCCUCUGUGAGGAAUGUUUCGACAGUAAGCCUCGCAUCAUCAGCAAACGCAGCAAAGAGAAUCUGUCCGUCUGCUCCAACCUCACCGCCCGACACCCCUUCGACGAUAACAAGUGCCUGGUGCACGUGGUGCGGUCGGCCAACGUGCGCUACAGCAAAGUGCGGCCGCUGCACCCGCUCUGCCAGUUCGACGUGUGCCGCCACGAGGUCCGCUACGGCUGCCAGAGGGAGGACUCCUGCUCCUUCGCUCACUCCGUCAUUGAGCUCAAGUGCUGGGUUCUUCAGCAAGACACCGGGAUCACUCACGAAGAGAUGGUCCAGGAGUCGAAGCGGCACUGGCAAAGGCUGGAGCAGAACGCGCAGAAGCAACAGAAGCCGAUGCAUUAUCACGCGAGCAGCAGUCUGCCCCCUGCUGGAGUGGGGGCCAUGGGCAGCUGCAGCGGGGGCCUGGAUGGUGUGGGCCCCGUCGGGAGCCUGGGGGGAGCCUCCAGGGGGCGCCCUCUCAACCUAAAGAUGAAGUUUGUUUGCGGCCAGUGCUGGAGAGAAGGCCAGGUCAACGAGCCGGACAAGAACCUCAAGUACUGCACCGCUAAAGCCCGGCACAGCUGGACCAAGGAGCGGCGGGUUUUGUUGGUGAAAUCCUUCGAGAAGAAAAAGUGGGUGGUGGUUCGGCCCCUGCCUUUUUCCCGCACGUAUCCGCAGCAGUACGACAUGUGUGUCCAUGUGAUGAAGCAGAAGAAGUGCCACUACAUUGGAAACUGCUCGUUCGCCCACAGUCUUGAAGAGCGUGACGUCUGGACCUACAUGAAGAACAACAACUUGCGAGACAUGCAGCAGAUGUAUGAACUCUGGCUCCAGCUGACCAAUCAGAGCCGCCGCACCGAGCCCUCCGCUGUGAGCCCGCCCCCAGAGGACAAACAGGUCACAAUAACGGCAGACUACAGCGAGGGCAUGGCCGGCAGGAGAAUGUCUGACGGGGACGACCUCUGA